Molecule: messenger RNA, 567 nt
Organism: Oikopleura dioica
Lineage: Eukaryota; Metazoa; Chordata; Appendicularia; Copelata; Oikopleuridae
Source: the annotation of a GenBank genome assembly
AUGAACUUCUGGAGUCUCAACAAAACAGAACGACUAAGAAGGCUAGACUCGUACACCAAAUUUAUGGUCACGAGAGAUCCAUUUGAAAGACUUUUAUCUGCAUUUAGGAACAAAAUCGAAACAUUUCGCGAAAAUGAUUUCUUCGGAGACGUUUCAAAUAAAAUUCAUCGGAUAUACAACCGUACAUCAGAACAAUCGAGUUCAACUCCUGCCACUUUCGAAGAAUUUUUGCGGCAUGUUAUCGACAAGGACCCGACCUUUCCGCCGAUUCCGAAAAACGAGCAUUGGGAGAAUUACUGGUCAAUAUGCUACCCUUGCGACAUUGAUUACGACUAUAUUUUGAAACUUGAGACGAUUGAAGAAGAUUCCGCAUGGCUUUUCAAAAGUCUGGGCCUUGAAACUAUCUCCUAUCCGACUGGAAACUCAAAACCGUCAAAUCACGAUUUAUUGGAACAAUACCUCAAAAGCGUUGAUAAGCACCUUCCAAAGUCCGUCUAUAAACACCUGCAAAUGGAUUAUGAAAUAUUCGGAUAUGAUAUUCCAAGAUUCAUACGAGAUCUUUUCUGA